Molecule: messenger RNA, 5931 nt
Organism: Nerophis ophidion (straightnose pipefish)
Lineage: Eukaryota; Metazoa; Chordata; Actinopteri; Syngnathiformes; Syngnathidae
Product: BLOC-2 complex member HPS6
Biological process (GO): organelle organization; lysosome localization; protein localization to membrane
Cellular component (GO): lysosomal membrane; BLOC-2 complex
Source: RefSeq, a predicted model, not a curated record
CAAAUCAGCUUCUGUAUCCGGAAGUGAAGGGUCCCGUGAUGUCAGCUAUCCCAACAUAGCUUCGCUGCCUUCGCUCGUAAAAAACUGACUCUUCGUCUCCUUUCAGUCCACAACGGAGGAGGAUAUUCCUUUUGCCGGUAGGCGAACAAUGUGGGACCUUUUUUUUUUUUUUUUUUUUGUCACUUUUCCUACAAGCGAGUGAAAGCGCUCACAUGACAUGAGGGGUUAGCCUUCCAAGCUAACUGGCUAGCAGCCACUUUCCACCGCCGUCAUGUCUCGCUUUGUGUUGCAGCAGCUGCCGGAUUUUGUGGAUUCUAACAACCAAAGUCAGACUUUGAACGCCGCCGAUGACGUCCGCCUGAGCCCCGAUGGACGUCACGUUCACGUCAUCCUCCGCGAGCCGAAGGUUAGUCUUGUGACUCUGGACAAGUAUGACAGACCUCAGCUGGUCCAGAACCAGAGGAGGUUGGCUUUGAGUCCGACAAGACUUGUGCCUAUUGUUGAUGUUUUAUAUUUGGACAAUAAUGACAAAUUGGACUUUGUGUCGGCCGCUGUGGUUUAUGAGAAUGGAAAAGCGGAGUUUUGGAAGUUCCAUGAGGGCGAAGGAGGCUGGAGUCUCCUGCAGACAUCCGACUUGUGCAACAGUCCCCGGGCCAAAGUGGUGUCGGUGUGCGCCUGCUCGGACCUCAUCGUCUGGUGUGAGGAGCGGCCGCCCUCGGAGAGUUCCCCCGGGCUCGCCUCCGCCAGGUUGAGGCAUUGUGUCUGCAGGCGGGACUACCAGCUGCAAAAGGGGUCUGUCAUCCUAGGAGGGGUGAGGAUCUCCCUCCACAACAACCCGAAGUUCACCGUGAUGACCUCAGGGGAAUACGUGCACCUCCUUCCCGCCUCUCUGGGAAAAUUCUUCCUGUCCUGGUGCCCUCGACGGGACUCCUUCCGGAUCGGCGCCACGUGCAGAGCCACCCCCGUCAAAAAGGACUCCGCCACGGAGUGCGAUUUCCGCAAGCUGAUCGCAGACUGUUUAGGGUAUCUGUCGGCGCUCGACGCGCCCGAGAUCUGUGACGUCUCCCCUGCGGCUUGUGGAGGUCUGCUGAUGCUCCUGGACACGGGCUGGGUGUGUCUCCUGCAGAAGGACGGGACGCUGCGACGCGUACACAAGCUGGCGGCGAACGACCGGACGCGGACCAGCAUCUGCACAUUCGAGGACACGUUGCUGAUUCUAGCGGGUCAAAACCUGCAUCUUCUAGACUUGGAGUCUGGGAGGGAGCUGGAAACCAUAACACUAAAAAGUGAGGGGGUUUUGUUUGCUAAUCAGGCUGACGGACCGCCUCACUUGUUCUCAAAAAGUGGACUUUAUAAAGUGUCACGACAGGACCUAAAAGUGAAGUCCGCGGCGGAGAACAUCCGCCCCGGCGCUCUCCUGGUGGAGGCCGUGUUCGAGGAGGCCUGCAAGUACUACCAGCAGAGGAGCUUGAGUCGCACCCGGCUGACUGUGGACGCGCUGAAGAAAGGAGGCAAGUUCCAAGCUCCCAUGUCUUUAGCCUCCAUCCUCAGGGACUUCCUCAGCUCGGGACCCAAGCAGAAAGUGACGGGACGUCGCAAAAUGGGGGAUUGCGCGGCGGGACAAGACAAGCUGCAAGUCUCCCUGGAGCCUGAGCUGAAGGCCCUGGUCGCCGUGGAGGAGCUGAAGGGGAGUUUGGUCAGAGGCACUGAGGACGAGGUGGAGGCUCUUUGCGAGAGUUUGGUGGAGAAGGAAGUGAGCCGGCUGCUGUCCACUUCUGAGCUGGAUCACGACGAGCUGCUCUACCUCAACUCCAUCUUUAACCUUUUCCCCUGCCAGGCGUGGAGGGCGGCCCAAGCUGCUCUCCAGCUGCACUGCAACGGGGAGGCCUCCCUGUCCAGCCGCGCCCCUCCAGAUGUGUGGAAAAGCGUCCUCAGUCCGCCCCCGAGCGUGCCGGCCUCGUUGGCGGUGGCGAACGGCAGCUCCAAACACAGGUACAGCCCGGCCAAAGCGGACCACAACGCAAACUGCACGUCCAAAUCCACCAGCGCCACCCUGCCCGUCUUUGAGCUUCUCUGCCAUUCAGUUUUACGCUUCCAGCCCGCCUGGCUGCCCAGGUUCCUGGAGCUGGGCCAGCAGCAGCAGGGCUCGGCCGGGCUGGGCCUGAGCCUGGCCGCCUCCUCCUGGAGCGAGAACAACGUGCCGCUCUACAAGCGCGCCCUGGCCGUCCUGUCCUCUGCGCGGAAGGAGAGAGACCAGCCCCAGGACCUGGAGGUGGAAUUGCUGAUGGCCAGCGGGCGGCCCAACGCCAUCCUGCAGGCGCUGAGGAUCCUGAUCGGGCGGCAGCAGUGGGAGCGGGUCACCCAAAUGGCUCAGAAGUUCUGCAAGCAGAGCCCACUGCUCAAUAAAGAGAUCUUCACCACGCUGCUGUGUGAGGUGGCCCAGCACCGAGACCUGGACCCUUACCUGGACCUGCUGUGGGCCCUCUGCCCCGAGGACCUCACCGUCACCACCAUUCUGAACCUGGUGCUGAAAAACCUCCCUCCGCCCAGCGCCCCCCAUCCCCUCCCCAUGUCCCUCACGUCCAGCCCCUCCCCUGCUCCCUUCGCCGACCCCCAGAGUGGUCACCUGACCAUCGGGCUCCUCAAACCCUUGCUGAGGAAAGUUCUGCAGAGGGAAACCAAACCGAGCCAGCGUUACGCCGACAUCCUCCAGUCGCCCUCCUUCCCGCCCCCGGCCCCGCCCCGCUUGCCCACGGAAUAUUCCGGAACAGGCUCCCCUGAUGGUUCCUCCACCUGCUGACUUGAUGAGACUCCGUGACGUCCGCACACAGGAUGCUCUCCACGGAGUCCACAACCCCAGCAAUGGACCCACAGCGGCCCAACUCCUCGGUCAACUGAAGACAACACAGGGAGGAAAAAGUCAAACGAGAACAUAAAACAACAUCCAGUUUGAUAAUCAUUCAAAAGUUAUUACCAUUGUUUUGGCCUUUUUUACAAAUUCUCUGAAGGGACUCAGCUGGCAGUUCAAAAACGUUAUAGUCUCCUGAGAAAAAAAGACAAGAAAAAUGGCAAAUAUUCCUGAUUUGAAAAAAUGGAAAUCCUGAGCAAUGAGUGGAAUGUCUCAACUUUUGAAUUCUGGGUAAAUCCUCAAGCAGCAAAAGCAUUGUCAUGCUCUGUUUAGUAUUAUUAGUGAAGUGAAUUAUAUUUAUAUAGCGCUUUUUUCUCUAGUGACUCAAAGCGCUUUACAUAGUGAAACCCAAUAUCUAAGUUACAUUUAAACCAGUGUGGGUGGCACUGGGAGCAGGCGGGUAAAGUGUCUUGCCCAAGGACACAACGGCAGUGACUAGGUUGGCAGAAGCGGGAAUCGAACCUGCAACCCUCAAGUUGCCGGCACGGCCGCUCUACCAACCGAGUUAUGCCGCCCCUUAAUUAUAUUUUUAUAUAAUUCAAUGCAUGGGCUGGUUUGCAUUCACACCUUUGUACAACAAUGUAUACAUUCUCAAAAGUAACGAAUCGUUACAUUGCAAGAAAAAUAAGAAAUUACCAUUUUAAUGUUGAUAAUUACAAGAAUAAAGUUGUACUAUGAUGAGCAAAAAACAUACCGUAUUUUCCGGACCAUAGGGCGCACCGGAUUAUAAGGCGCACUGCCGAUGAGCGGGUCUAGUCAGGGCUAUUUUUUUAUGAGGCGCAUUAAAAGUGGGUCAUAUUAUUUUAUUUUUUUUCUAAAUUGAAUACACUUCCUUGUGGUCUACAUGACAUGUAAUGGUGGUUCUUUGGUCAACAUUUUGUAUGGAUGAGGUUUUACAGAUCCAUCUUCAAGCUGCUUUCUUCAGGAUGUGCCGUUGUGUGGGCAGUCCUAUUAUGUGGUUCACUUUUGGCAGCUUCUUCUCCCCGUCCUCUUUGUUCUAGCGGUGUAGCGUGCAAGGACGAGAGUGGAAGAAGUGUCAAAAGAUGGAGCUAACUGUGUUAAUGACAUUCAGACUUUACUUAAAUCAAUAACGGAGCAUCAUCUCCCCAACCGUGGCUCACCAGUGCAACAACAACACUAGAAAUGUGUUUCGUGAAAAACCGUCAGACCGAAACUCUUUAAUACUGUAACUAAAGUUCCUCAGGUGUAUAAUGUAAACUCACUAUACCGGUAUGUUUUAGCGCUUUACCAUGAAUUGAUUUACGUGGCCCCCAAAUUAAAUAAGUUGUAAAACUUAUUUGGGUGUUGUACGGAAUAUGUACUGUACUGUGCAAUCUACUAAUAAAAGUUUCAAUCAAUCAAGCAAUUGACUUAUGGCGAGUUUACUGACAGAUAUAAGUAAGAACUUUACACUACUUUAUAUUAGAAAUGGCAACAGCAGAGGAUGAAUCUCCCAUAACAAGAAGAUAGAAAAAAAGAAGAAGUAUAUCGACUAUGGAGUUUUCACGGACUACAAAGGCGGAGGCGCACAAAUUUUCAGGACUUACACAGAUCCCAAAUACAGAUCAGCAGGUACCAAAAGGUAAGAAUAGUUGCUUUUGCACAAAAUUGCGAAACAAAAUACUAGAUAAUAUGUCUUACCUGAUAUACACACCAUAAUAAUACUCUUAUGUUGAAGCACAGUACCACUAAUCAAGCGGCGCGGCUUCAUAGUUUACCAAAGUUGUACUAAAACCUUUUGAUAGAUUUCUGAGCACCAUGUGUAAUAAACUAUAUUUGUAAUGGAACACAUAAAAUGUUGGUGGUGUUUACUACUUGUCUUAUUGCAAUCUACACUUAUCUCUUAUGUGUGACUGCCAUCUACUGGUCACACUUAUGAUUUCACGAUGUACCAAAUAAAAAAGCUUCGAGGUUGGUAAGCACAACCAAAAUUAUUUCGUACAUUAGACGCACCGGAUUAUAAGGCGCACCGUCGAAAUUUGAGAAAAUGAAAGGAUUGUAAGUGCGCCUUAUAGUCCAAAAAUUAGGUAAGUUUGACAAGUUCCUUUACAUUCAAAAGCCAGCAUCUGUGAUGGUAUGGGAGUGUCUCGCAUCGAAAAUGUGUGGCACAUUAUGAAGCGUAAAAUACGACAACAAGACUGUUGAACGACUGAAGCUCUACAUAAAACAAGAAUGGGAAGGAAUUCCACUUUCAAAGCUUCAACAAUUAGUUUCCUCAGUUCCCAAACGUUUAUUGAGUGUUGUUAAAAGAAAAGGUGAUGUAACACAGUGGUGAACAUGCCCUUUCCCAACUACUUUGGCACGUGUUGCAGCCAUGAAAUUCUAAGUUAAUUAUUAUUUGCAAAAAAAAAUAAAGUUUAUGAGUUUGAACAUCUUGUCUUUGUAGUGCAUCCAAUUGAAUAUGGGUUGAAAAGGACUUGCAAAUCAUUUUAUUCCGUUUAUAUUUACAUCUAACACAAUUUCCCAACUCAUAUGGAAACGGGGUUUGUAUAACAAGAACACCAGCGCCUAGCUUUUGUUACAUUACUGUUUUGAAAGAGCUUUUUUUUAUGUCUAUAUUUUUCACAAUUACAAAUGAUAUUGCUCAUCGGCCCCAGGAAUUAGUCUGCUGUUCAUGCUUGUCACUUACUGGCAUCUUGUACACGUGCCCAGAGGGCAUGCACACACAAAAGCGGCAUGUAAUGACGUAAUUACGUAUGUAAAAUGUGCACAUGCAUUAGCUCUGUGUGUUGUUGGCUAAUGAUAGCAAAUAGGAUGGUUAAUUUCAGCCUUUAUUGAAUGUAAUUUCUAUCAUAACAACAUGCCUGUAAAUUCUUAAUUGCUUCUUUGGAACUGCUUUUGUACAAGACAGUGGUGAAAGACAAGCCUGAAUGCCAAACAAAUUCCUCGGGCCGAAAAGCAACUAAUAUUCAAAAUAAUUACGUAAUUGUGGAAAAAUAUGGACAUUUAAAAAAAAAAGUAUAUGUUCUGUUAAACCACUAAUGGUCACCUUAGUGAAUUAUAUUUAUAUAGCGCUUUUCUGU